Molecule: messenger RNA, 7505 nt
Organism: Hypomesus transpacificus
Lineage: Eukaryota; Metazoa; Chordata; Actinopteri; Osmeriformes; Osmeridae
Gene: adgrl2a
Product: adhesion G protein-coupled receptor L2a
Exons: 24
Coding region: 136-4545 (1469 amino acids)
Biological process (GO): brain development; cell surface receptor signaling pathway; adenylate cyclase-activating G protein-coupled receptor signaling pathway
Cellular component (GO): membrane; neuron projection
Molecular function (GO): G protein-coupled receptor activity; carbohydrate binding
Source: RefSeq, a predicted model, not a curated record
GAGGAUAAACAAUGAACAUCUUUGAAAGCUGCUGGCCUGGACCUUUUUAGCCACUUUUAACUCAGCAUAAUUUUGCGGAGAGACCAUCCACAUACAGCAUGAUGGCAUGCUUUCUGUGGAAACUACCAACCUUCUAUGGGCUUGUUGUUGUACUGGCCCAAGUACAUUCAUCAGAGGUGGUCGCAGGAGAAGGUUUGGUGUCAAACAGACCAACAGAUCCCCUAUGAUUUUACUCUUCCAAACAAAGGGUUCAGUCGGGCUGCACUGCCGUUCGGCUUGGUAAGGAGAGAGCUGUCUUGUGAGGGCUAUCCAAUCGACCUACGUUGUCCAGGAAGUGAUGUCAUCAUGAUAGAGAGUGCUAACUACGGAAGAACAGACGACAAGAUCUGUGACGCUGACCCCUUUCAGAUGGAGAACAUCAACUGCUACCUCCCAGAUGCCUACAAGAUCAUGUCACAAAGGUGCAACAAUCGAACCCAGUGCAUAGUGAUCACAGGCUCUGACGUCUUCCCUGACCCAUGUCCAGGAACCUACAAAUACCUGGAGGUCCAGUAUGAGUGUGUCCCCUACAAAGUGGAGCAAAAAGUUUUUGUUUGUCCCGGGACUCUGAAAGCUGUCGGAGAUCCUUCCUUUCUUUUUGAAGCGGAGCAGCAGGCCGGGGCAUGGUGCAAGGACCCAUUGCAAGCAGGCGACAAAAUCUACUUUAUGCCCUGGACUCCAUACAGGACAGAUACUCUCAUUGAGUAUUCUUCUCUUGACGACUUCCAGAAUGCUCGGCAGACCAUCACAUACAAGCUCCCUCAUCGUGUGGAUGGCACUGGAUUUGUGGUAUAUGACGGGGCUGUAUUUUUCAACAAGGAGAGAACCCGCAACAUUGUAAAGUUUGACCUACGGACUAGAAUCAAAAGUGGUGAGGCCAUCAUCAAUAACGCUAACUAUCAUGACACAUCGCCAUACAAGUGGGGCGGGAAAACAGACAUCGACCUGGCUGUGGACGAGAACGGCCUCUGGGUGAUCUACGCCACCGAACAGAACAACGGCAUGAUGGUUAUCAGCCAGUUGAACCCUUACACCCUUCGCUUCGAGGCUACCUGGGAGACGACUUAUGACAAGCGCUCAGCUUCGAAUGCCUUCAUGAUCUGUGGAGUACUCUAUGUAGUGAGGUCCACUUAUGAAGAUAACGAGAGUGAAGUCAGCAAAAGUCUGAUAGAUUACAUUUACAAUACCAAACAGAACCGGGGCGAGUACGUGGAUAUCCACUUUCCUAACCAGUACCAGUACAUUGCAGCUGUGGAUUACAAUCCAAGAGAUAACCAGCUAUAUGUGUGGAAUAAUUUUUACAUCCUAAGAUACAAUCUGGAGUUUGGUCCACCUGAUCCCGCGCACGCUCCCCCUCCAUCAGAGGUAACCAUUGCUCCUCAGCCUCUGAGAACUACAACCACCACAACAACCACCACAAUGCACAGAGGUGUAGCCAACACCACCACCCCAACAGGGCCCAAGGAAGGGAGCAAGGGAGCAGUGAAACCCCAUUUGGAGGUUCUCCAGACCACAGUCCCUCCACCCCUGGAGAGCUUCCCCCUGCCAGAGCGCUUCUGCGAGGCCACAGAGAAGAGGGACAUCCUGUGGCCCCAGACCCAGAGGGGCAUGCUCGUUGAGCGACCAUGCCCCAAGGGGACACGAGGCACAGCCUCCUAUUUAUGUGUUUUUGCCUCUGGGGCUUGGCACCCAAAGGGCCCGGAUCUCAGCAACUGCACAUCCCACUGGGUCAACCAAGUUGCCCAGAAGAUCCGUAGUGGGGAGAAUGCUGCUAACCUAGCCAAUGAACUAGCCAAACACACCAAAGGCCCCAUUUUUGCCGGCGAUGUGAGCUCGUCAGUGCGUCUGAUGGAGCAGCUGGUAGACAUCUUAGAUGCUCAGCUCCAGGAACUGAAGCCCAGUGAGAAGGACUCUGCAGGACGCAGCUUCAACAAGCUUCAAAAACGAGAAAGGACAUGCCGGGCAUACAUGAAGGCAAUUGUGGAUACAGUGGACAACCUUUUGAGACCAGAGGCUCUGAAAUCCUGGCAAGAUAUGAACUCCACAGAGCAGACACAUGCUGCCACCAUGUUGCUGGAUACUCUUGAAGAAGGAGCAUUUGUUCUGGCUGACAAUCUUAUGGAGCCAGCUAUUGUCAAAGUACCUGCUGACAAUAUAAUCCUGGAUGUUUAUGUACUCAGCACCGACGGCCAGGUGCAGGACUUCAAAUUUCCUCAAACCAGCAAGGGUGGUAUCUCUAUUCAACUGUCCUCCAACACUGUCAAGCUCAACAGUCGCAAUGGUGUUGCCAAACUGGUGUUUGUCCUCUACAAAAACCUGGGCCAAUUUCUUAGUACAGACAAUGCCACGCUCAAAAUGACCAACGAGGCCUAUGGUCGGAACAUGUCUAUGGCUGUUAACUCGGACAUCAUCGCCGCCUCCAUCAACAAAGAGUCCAGUCGCGUGUUUAGCAAUGACCCUGUUAUUUUUACCUUGGAGCACAUUGAUAUGGAGCACUACUUCAAUUCCAAUUGUUCCUUCUGGAACUACUCAGAGAGGAGCAUGAUGGGCCAUUGGUCCACUCAAGGCUGCAAACUUCUGGGUUCUAACAAGACCCAUACCUCCUGUUCCUGUAGUCACCUCACCAACUUUGCCAUCCUCAUGGCUCAUCGAGAAAUCUCUGGCAAAGAUGGAGUGCAUGAGUUGAUCUUGACUGUCAUCACCCGUGUAGGGAUUGUGGUCUCGCUAGUCUGCUUGGCCAUCAGCAUAUUCACCUUCUGCUUCUUCCGGGGCCUUCAAAGUGAUCGCAAUACCAUCCACAAGAACCUUUGCAUCAAUCUCUUCAUUGCAGAAUUAAUAUUCCUGAUCGGUAUCGAUAUGACAGAACCAAGGAUUGGUUGUUCCAUCAUUGCUGGGAUUCUUCAUUUCUUCUUCCUGGCAUCUUUCUCCUGGAUGUGUCUGGAAGGGGUUCAGUUGUACCUCAUGCUGGUGGAGGUUUUUGAGAGUGAAUACUCCAGGAAGAAAUAUUACUAUGUAUCUGGAUACCUCCUCCCAGCCAUCAUAGUUGGUGUGUCUGCAGCUAUUGACUACCAAAGCUAUGGGACUAAGAAAGCUUGCUGGCUAAGAGUGGACAAUCACUUCAUAUGGAGCUUUAUAGGACCUGUCACCUUUAUCAUCAUGCUCAAUCUCAUCUUCCUGGUCAUCACCAUGUACAAAAUGGUGAAGCACUCAACUACCUUAAAACCAGACUCCAGUCGGCUGGAAAAUAUAAAUAAUUAUCGCGUUUGUGAUGGAUACUAUAAUACCGAUUUGCCGGGCUAUGAAGAUAAUAAACCAUUUAUCAAGUCCUGGGUCCUGGGAGCCUUUGCUCUGCUGUGUCUGCUGGGCCUGACUUGGUCCUUUGGAUUGUUCUUCAUCAAUGAGUCCUCCGUGGUGAUGGCCUACCUCUUUACUACAUUCAACACCUUCCAAGGAAUGUUUAUCUUUAUCUUCCACUGCCUCCUCCAGAAAAAAGUCCGUAAAGAGUACAGCAAGUGCUUCCGACACACAUACUGCUGUGGUGGCUUGCCCACAGAGAGCGCCCACAGUUCUGCUAAGACAUCCACAGCCAGGACGAGUGCCCGCUACUCCUCUGGCACACAGAGCCGUAUCAGGAGAAUGUGGAAUGACACCGUAAGAAAGCAAUCUGAGUCCUCCUUUAUCUCAGGUGAUAUCAACAGCACCUCUACCCUUAACCAAGGACACUCACUGAACAACGCGAGGGACACAAGUGCAAUGGAUACUCUACCGCUAAAUGGUAACUUUAAUAAUAGCUAUUCACUCCGCAACGGGGACUAUGGCGACAGUGUGCAGGUUGUAGACUGUGGCCUCAGCCUAGAUGAUGCUGCCUUUGAGAAAAUGAUCAUCUCUGAGCUGGUGCAUAACAACCUGCGGGCUAAGAACCACCACCACCAACAACAGCAGCACCACCACCACCUUCACCCACAACGGAUCCCGCCCAAGGUGACGGUGGGUGGGAGUAGCGGUGAAAACAAUGCCAUCAUGGCAGACACCUCCUCUCUGGUGCACAGUGACACAGCGGGCCUGGAGCUGCACAGCCGAGAACUGGAGGCACCUCUCAUCCCCCAGCGGACUCACUCGCUUCUUUACCAGCCUCAGAAGAGAGUGAAGACCGAGGGGAUGGAGAGCUGCGGAGGCUUUGUCAGCCAGACGGCAGAGCCAAACGACAGCCUGCAGUCCCCCAACAGAGACUCCUUGUACACUAGUAUGCCUAACCUGAGGGACUCUCCAUUCCCCGAGAGUAGCCCCGACGUAGAGGAGGACCUCUCCUCCCCUUCCAAAAGGAGUGAGAAUGAGGACGUUUACUACAAGAGCAUGCCUAACUUAGGAUCUGGACACCAGCUCCAAGCAUACUACCAGAUCAGUCGAGGGAACAGUGAUGGUUAUAUUAUUCCUGUUACUAAAGAGUGCUGUACACCUGAAGGAGAUGUACGGGAAGGACAAAUGCAGUUAGUGACAAGCCUUUAAGAUUGAAAUCACCAUCUUUUCUUCUUCGUACCAGCCCUAUCUUUUGGAGGACACACUCUGAGAGAGGUUGCGGAAGUGGCUAGAGCCCAAACCAAACUGUCCCACUACCAUCCAAACAAUGUCCCCUUUAACCCUCCUUUACCUUUACACAGACAUACAGACUUAAGUGCACAGCAACGGCAGUGCACUGUUACUCCGAUAGCUGUGAAGUUUACACAGAAUGUACAUACAAUGCAAAGUCAAUUUCAAUUUAAGAAAUUAACCAAUUAUGUAUUUAAAUGUGAUGCUGCUGUUGAAUAACGGAUACAAAAAUAUACAUAAAAACGGAAGAAUAAAAAAAUAGGCUAUUUCAGAUCAGCAGUUUUCACCUCCAUAAUCCUUAUCAAAGCCUGUUUUUGUAUUAUAUACAAAAUAAAUAUUUUGGGCCAGGAUGAGGACAACAAUUUAACUGAGACGUUCCUGAUGAAUUACUUAAUUAGGAAUAUAAGGUCCUAGAGUUACCCCCAUCACGUGAAAUUUGGAUUGUAUAACCACUAGCAAUCAAGCCCCUGGCCUUAUAUUUUCUCAAUUGUACAUUGAGCUGUUAUUUAGGAAAAUUACAAAAAUAGAUAUAUUUUGUUGUAUUACUCGAGGAAAAAAAUUAUUAAAAAAGUACAUAUAAAGAAACAUUUUAAUUGAAAAUUUAAUUUGAAGAGACUAUUGUGUAAAAGUUGCACAAAAUGUGUUAAUUGUUCUUACACUUCAUUCAUCUACAUUUGAAGAAAAAAAGAUAAUUAAAACAAAAUGAGUCAACAAAGAACUUGAUUAAUGCAUAUUCACUUUUUCCACUUGUGAACAGUGUUUUCCUGAAUUAAUUUCAUAUUGUCAACUGCACUGGGUUUAUUUGAUAAUGCCAAAACAUGAAAUGAAUCUUGUCAGUCAUUAUAUAGGUUCAUGGGCACCAAUGACUUAAAACGAUCUUCUGACAAUAAAGUUUGUAUUCAUUAUAUAUGUAUUUAUUAUGCUUGGGUGUGGACAUUAAAUUAUUAAAAUAUUUCCAAAUAAUGAAUGGAGAAUGUGCAAAUAUUUUCCAGCACUGGUAUACAUAGCUCAUCUUUUUCUGUAAACUAUGAAGGGGCCCAUCACUAAAGACUGAUGUAAAGUUCAACACUUGUUUAACAAAAAAAUAAAUGUGAGAUUAUUUGUCAAAUGCCAGUUCCUUUAUUAAUUUGUGUUUUUGUACUGUUUAAGACUUCAGCUUUGAUUAUUUUGCUAAAGACAAAAUAUAUUUUUGACUUUUGUUUUCCUUUUUUGACUGCAUUGCAGGUUAGUCAAGCUAAUUUCCCUUUUGUGUUGGAGAAGCCAAAUCAUUUCAUGUAAUUUAAUAAUGAGAACUCAGGUAGGGAAAAUUCAAUUGUAAAUGUUACUCUGUGUGGUUGUAACAGUCCAAUAAAAGUUCCAGUAAAAAUUACAUCGGUUCACAGCAUUGUCCACGUAGCAUAUUAUUGAGCACUGCCCCAGACAACAUUAAAACCUGCUGUAAAACAUUGUAUCUCUAGCUGGCUUCAGUAUGUUGGUAGGAAAUUAGUUUUAAGGGUCACUGUUACAGUUGUAACAGUAACCCUUAAAGUUGAAAUGUGAAGACAAUUCUUCAUAAUUAAUAAGUAUAUUACUUACACAAUUAAUGUCUACUCAAGAAGUCAGUCUGACAUGGCUUGACAUGGCCACAGGUACUACUAAAUGAUGGGUCAUUUUCAUAUGAUACCAACUGAAGCAUAAAACAGUUCUUGGCAGGGAGGCUGGAAUUUGAACUGUUUACCACUGAAAUAAGUUAAUCUGACAUUCCUUUCAGAGGAAUGUUAAUGUUAAUGCUGUGUGGGCUGAUUUGGCUUUUGAUAUAAUUGAACAUAAAACAUUUAGUUAAAUUCUUAUCGGACAUUAUAAUCUAAGAACUGUUUUGUUUUUCAUUGAUCCACACUAUUUGUUGUUGACCCAAAUAGUUUGAGUGGUCAGCCAAACUAACUUUGCUACAAUACGCAAUACUACAAUUGUGUAUAGUAAGUAAUACGUUGUAUAUGUCAUUUAUUUUUACAAAUACUUUGGAUGAAAUAUUCGUCCUGAUUCUACAGUAGAUUUCUUAAAUGUUGACUUGAGAGGGUUUAUUUACAUUAAUAGUAAAGAAAAGUGUUACUAUGACACUAAGUUUGUAGGACUAAAUGGCUCAUGCAAUACUUGAUGCUGAAAAGAAAAGAAUAGCUGUUACAUAAGCUUGGUAAUGCCAAUUUUUCAUCAAUGCAAUGUUCAUUGAUCAAAAACAAACAUUUCCCUACUCCAUUUCAUAUUUGAUAUAGGAACAAAACAAGCAAACAAAUACACAACUCUCCUCACCUCUCUGCAGUGUAUUUACCUGAGCGCAGUGACCAAGAGACGAUAUGAUCUGGGAUGAGCCCUUCAGUCUGAAACAAGCUGUAUGGAAUCAGCCCCUGCAACCCUGUGUGUGGCCUCCUUGCCGUUUGAGACCCUUCGUAGCUCCCGCUCCUGCACUGGGGAGUCUUACUCUUUGUCAAACAGUGAUUUAGAUGUAGGCCAGUAGCCAAGGGGCACUCCGCUCUGUGUCUCCCAUAGAAAAUAGCUAGGAAAUAGAAGGAGGCACCUGCAUGCAUUGGACUGGAAAACUGUCAGUGUAAUGCAGUGAAAGCGAUGGUGAUUGAUAGUUGACUCAAAGGACAGCCACACUGGGAUUUAUAUUGAUUAUGACCGUUAUUAACAGGCACACAGAUGUUUGAAAUUACUUUUUGACUAAUAUUUCAUUCAUAUGUCAAAUACAUGGUUCUUUUUUUCUGAACGGGAAUUGGAACACUCAAUGUGUCAGCUUUAAAAAAAAACUGUUUAAACUGAUUAUCUGUUAAGAAUAAAUAUGUAUGAGGUUAUUAAACAUAGAGAACAUUGUCCUGUUUGCACUGUUGUGGAUUUUACAUAUG